AUGGCGUUGAUGCAAGGCCUUUUGUUGCUCUUGUGGGCUUAUACUGCGGUAGCAGAUUGGAGCCCCAAGGUUAAAAAGUCGAAAUGGUCAGGCGUGACGAGAUUUCAGUCGUUUGAGGACUCUCCCGUAAUACUAGCCAUGGGCUCCGUUGGCGUUCCUAAGAUUUCUAAAGACAACGGAGAAAAUUGGAGUGAAAUCAAAACUGUGGGUCGCAGUGCUUCUUUUGUUCAGGUUGAUCCAAACUACAAGGCAAAUCGCGCAUUUAUUUUCGGGGGCGAGGAUAAAAAAAAUCUUUACAUGACAACAGAUCAGGGAGAUUUCUGGUCUCGCCUCAAUGUGCCAUUCCCGUCCUUCAAGAGAGAUAGUUACCUCAACGUGAAUGUGCAAUCUAACGGCCUUGCGGAAAGCGACCUGUUGGUGAUAAUAACGAUAUGUGAUAAAAUCUGCACGUCUAACGGGUUUGUGACGAGCGACUUGAAAAACUUCAAAGAGAUCCAGCUGUCCGAAAAGAGCUUCGAGACUAUCAAUUGUCAAUAUUCAGGAUUUGCCGGAAGGGAAGACACUUUCCACAAUAUUCUUUGUGACGCAUCGUACGCGGAUGAGGGACCUCCCACUCAGAAGGUAAUUGUUUCGAAAAAUGGUGGUGCGCAAUUUGAAGAGCUCGAGCAAUUUCAAAAUAGCGAUGUUCGCGAGGUAAGCGUCACGUCUAACUAUGUUGUAAUCUCGACAGUCGAAGACCGUUACAACAGUGACUCGUCACAAGCACUCUGGAUCUCGCGAGACGGUCAAAACUUCGAGAAAGCACUGCUCCCAACCGGUUUUAGGGGUUCGUUUUACGUAUCGCCACUAUCCAAGCACUCCAACAGGUUGAUGCUCUUGUCUGGGUUAAGGGGCCUCAAAUAUCCAGGACACGGUCUUGUACUAUCGGACUCAGAAGGCCUCAAAUUUUCCCCAGUGUCUGCUUUUCCCACCGACCAUGCAGGAAUUCACAUGGUUUCUGAUGUCAGUGGUUUAGAAGGCGUCCUCGUGUGCUCUUUUACUGACUUUUUCGACCGCACGGGUAAUCAACCUACUGUCACCACGAAAAUAUCUUUCGACGGCGGGUGGUCUUGGUCCAAUCUGCGUGUGGACGAUGUCAAUGACGAGUUCGACUGUGAUACCGAUGAUCCCACAAAUUGCUCUCUUUCGGCACUCCUUAUGCCCUCCAUGAUGUUUGGCAACGAACCAAGCCUUGUUUUGCCGGGACUGCACUAUUUGGUAGGAUUUGUGGGAGAGGAAAAAGCCACUCCCGGUAUGGGACCAAACAUGCAAACUUUCAUAACAAACGAUGGUGGCGAAACAUGGAAAAAAGCUUUUGAUUUUCCUGUGGCUAUUCAAUAUGGCGAUUACGGUAACAUCAUGGUUGCAUUUCCAUUCACACCAGACUCGGACGGAGACCCAGCCGCAGAGUUUUACUAUUCCCUAGACCAAGGUGAAACCUGGGUCGAGUAUCAAUUGAAAGAGCAAGUGGCGAUUGGAAGCUUUUCAGCCACAACGAUAGACGGGUCUGGCACGAGGUUCAUAAUGCAAGGUAUGGACUUUAAGAAUUUAGCAAAAUCCUGGCUUUACUCCCUUGACUUCUCUGACCUCUUUGAUGAGAAGAAGUGUGGGGAAGAUGAUAUGGAUGACUGGUAUUCAAACGGUGGUAACUGUAUUGAUGGAACAAGGCGCAAGUACACCAGAAGAAAGUAUGACGCGGAAUGUCUAAUCCGAGAAACAUACAGGGAUCUUGAGUUUGAGGAAGAGGUUUGCCAAUGUACUGAAGCUGAUUAUGAAUGCUCACCUGAAUUUUACCUCGGACCUAGCGGUGACUGCGAGUUGGAUUUCGGAUCUCUUGAGCAAUCGCAGAGUUGCAGAGCUGUGAAGAAAGGCGAAAAGCUAAAGUUGCCCCCCAAGAAACUUCAGAGGGGAAACAAAUGCGAUGAUCCAUUGGCCAUAGAUCCAAAGGAAAUCAAUUGCGACGGACUUACCGAUUCGGAUAGAACAGAGCCAGUGGUCGUGUUUGAGAAUACUCUUCAAUCCGAACUUAAAUCGUACCAGUACUUCAACACCAUUUCUGAUGAGACUGUUCUUUUCAGAGAUACUAAAAAUGAGGUUUACGUCUCUUAUGAUAGUGGGAGAAGCUUGAAGAAGCUCAUGAGCAAAGUCACUGAAGUUAUUUUCAACCCUUACUUCAACACCAGUGCCUACAUCUUCGGGGCGGACAACCAAUUGCAUAUCACAAAUGAUCGAGCAAGAACCUUCCAAAUGUUCAAAUUGCCGGAGUCGAAGCAACUUGGAUUUCCUUUAUCAUUCCACGCGAAGGACCCAGACACUUUCAUUUAUUAUGGAGGCAAAGGUUGUGAGAGCUUUCUAGACCCACAUUGCCAUGUAGUCGCGUACAUUACCAGAGAUGGGGGGAAUAUUUUCACGGAGCUCAAAAGUGGUGCAAGGAACUGCGAUUUUGUCGGUUCGUUGUAUGAAGAGCCUUCUGAUCCGGAUAUGCUACUGUGUUCCAUUAGUGAGCCCGGAUCUAGAGGACAUAGCUUAGUAACCAGCGUUGAUUUUUUUGAGAGUGAGCCCCAAACAGUUUUUGAACAUGCUCUCGGCUUUGUAUCCGUUGGAGAAUACACCGUGGUCGCUAUCCCUCAUGAAGAUCAAGAACUAAGAGCAUUUGUGACUAUUGAUGGUCAAAGUUUUGCUGAAGCCAAACUGCCUGCUGGAUUAGGCACUGACAAACAGCAGGCUUACACAGUGCUAGGAUCACAAAAAGGCGCCAUUUUUUUUCAUCUUACUACCCACAUGAAUGAAGGCCAAGAAUUUGGAGCGCUUAUGAAAUCCAACUCCAAUGGAACUUCCUUUGUAACUCUAGAGCGUGCGGUCAAUAGGGGGCCCAAAGGAUUUGUUGAUUUCGAAAAGCUCGAGGGUCUUGAAGGUAUAAUACUGAUUAACACCGUUGAUAAUGUCGAGGAGUUGGAAUCUGACUCUAAAGCUCAAAAGCGUCUGAAAUCGAAGAUAUCGUUCAAUGAUGGUGCUGAUUGGACUUACCUAGAGCCACCAAUUAAGGACUCAGAAGGCAAAAAAUACAAAUGCAAUCCAAAAAAUAAGAAAUCCUGCUCUUUGAAUCUUCAUGGAUAUACUGAAAGAACUGAUCAAAGGGACACCUACUCUUCAGGCUCGGCCCUCGGCUUUGUUAUAGGGGUCGGAAAUGUAGGAGAAUAUUUGUUGCCUGUCGACGAAUGUUCCACAUUCAUCAGUGUGGACGGUGGCUUCACUUGGAAAGAGAUCAAAAAGGGCGUAUACCAAUGGGAGUACGGAGAUCGAGGAAGUAUAAUAGUUUUGGUCAAAGAUCGCACUAAAACAGAUUCAUUGAUUUAUUCAGUUGAUUCUGGAGAAUCAUGGAUUGAUCAUAAGUUUUCUGAUGAAGAAGUGUAUGUGGAAGAUCUGGUAACUACACCCCAAGAUUCAGCCAUGCGAUUCCUCAUCAUUGGAAAAUCUUCCAAAGUGACGGGCAAACAAACGCGCACUUAUACCGUUGACUUUACGAAUGCCUUCGAACGUCAGUGUAAUCUACAGAGUGGCGACUACGUUUAUCGUAGUUUUGGAGAAUGCCUCUUUGGUCAUAAAGCAGAAUACUUGCAAAAAGUGAAUGAUAAGUGUUACAACGGAGCUGCUCCUCUUGAUGAAAUGAUGAGGAUUGCGAAAACGUGUGCUUGUACUCGAAUGGAUUUUGAAUGCGACUACAACUUCUUCAAAGCAGCCGAUGGCACAUGUAAGCUUGUUGAGGGUACGGAACCUUUAGACGGGGACGAAAUGUGCGAGAAGUACGAUGACCUUAUCGAAUAUUUCGAACCCACGGGCUACAGGAAAAUACCGCUGUCAACAUGUCAAGGUGGAUUGGAAUUGGACAAGUCCUCUCGUAGUCAUGCAUGCCCAGGCUUCGAAGAGGAAUUCAGAAGACGUCAUAGGGUUACUAACGGCCGUUUGGUCGCUAUUAUAAUCAUUCCAAUUUUCGUUUUCAUCACUGCCGCUUGGUUUGUGUACGACCGUGGUGUGAAACGCAACGGUGGUCUUUCUCGUUUUGGGGAAAUUAGAUUGGGAGACGAGGAGCUAAUUGAACAGAACGGACUUGACAAAGUUGUGAAUUCGAUUGUCAAGGUCGGUGUGUUAGCUUUUUCUGGUCUUGUGACUGCCAAGCAAUUGUCCACACGGGCAGCUCAAAAUACGUGGCAGCGACUACGUUCUAGACUGUCAGGAAACACAGGCGGCCCAACCUACUUUUCGCUGAAUCGCGACCAAUUUCUGGACGAGGCCGAUGAAUUGUUGGCCGGCCACGAUGAGGAUGCGAAUGACCUAACGAGUUUUCUUCACGACGAUGAAAAUUACGACAUUCCGACAGAAGAAGAACAAAGCAAUGAUACAGCAAGACCCUACCGUGAUGAAGUUGAUGAGCCUGACAAUGAAGUUCGUGCUGACGAAACCACUAACAGUUGA
Molecule: messenger RNA, 4512 nt
Organism: Lachancea sp. 'fantastica'
Lineage: Eukaryota; Fungi; Ascomycota; Saccharomycetes; Saccharomycetales; Saccharomycetaceae
Source: the annotation of a GenBank genome assembly